UAUAUAUAUAUAUAUAUAUAUAUAUGUAUAUGUAUAUUUAAAAUCAUUAAGCCUUCAAAAAUUAACACAGAUAUAUGAUAUUUUAAAUGAGACCUAAAAAAAAACUUUAAAAACACAUAUAGAAAAGUAUAUCAGGAGAAUAUAUAGCUUAAUAAAUUAUGAAGUGAAGACCCUUGUUGGCACUUAGAACUAGAAAUAGAGUUUAGCUAGCUAUGCCAGAAGCCCCCUCUGCAUCCCAUCUCACCACAAUUCCUCCCCCUCCCAACAGUAACCACUAUCCUGACUUUUAUAGUAAUCACUUAGGAGGAUUUUAUUUUAAUGGGACUAAAAAAUGUAGCUAUAAUCACUAAUGGUAAAAUAUUAGGCAGUUGAGGGAUGCUUGUGGAAACCAUGAUAGUCAGCCAGACGUCAGCACACUCAAAAUUACACCAUUUCACACAGUUCCCCUCUGAGCCUAUGCUUCAUCUCUGCACACAUCUUUAUAAACAUGCAUGUAUGUCCUGAAGGUGCUACCUCCAUUCUGAGGGCUAUGACUUAUAACCCAGAGGUACUGAACAAAUGCUUGUAGGAGGAAUGAAUGGAUGUUAAAAAAAAAAUGAACUGUUUCACACAUUCAUCUAUGCAUUCUUUCAAUAUUUAAUGAGUGCCUAAAAUAUACAUAGAUUCUAACCUAUCUGUCCCUCUACAUUCUAUCAUCAUUCCUGUCCUCCCCUUCUCCUCAUCUUCCUCUUUUCCCAUCUUAUUUCUUUCUUUUCCUGUGGGACAGAGCUACAGUGAGUGCCCUGCAGGCAGGAUUCAGAGAUACAGGAGCAGGCCAGUGGAAACAGACACUAUGGAAAGGAGCCAGAUUAAAUAAGGGCAAAGACAGCCGUAUUACAUGCAGGAACCAGAAGGAAAACCAGUGAUUCACAGAGCACUGCAACUGAGGACACUCCCUUCACUUUGAGAGCUACUGCGGGAUUGGGGUCAAUGAGGGCUGGCAUCAAGAUGAAGGGCAGCCAGGCUCCUCCUCCCUGGAGAUGUGGUGCCCUUAAUCCUUCUCUCCCCACCCCACCCCCACUACUCCCUCACAUUGACCAGUGUCCUGGGCCUUUAAGAGUUGGAUGGGCUGGACUGGAGAGAGCUCACACCUCUCCCCUUCUUACUGCUUCCCUCCGGCUAUAACUCGCCAGUCACAGCAGCCAGCUGCUGUAGAAGAGGGGAGGAAACAAGCCAGUGCAAGGGGAGCAAAAGAGAAAAGGAGCCAGGCUGGGCUGCCUGAUCCCACAGCAUCGCAGAGCUCGGGAGGCACAGCUCACAGACACAGGAAACACAGGACUGCUAUUCUGCUCUCCUGCCCACGGUGAUCUGGUGCCAGCUGGUGGAACAGUGGGUGAUGGCGUCCCUGCUGCAAGACCAGCUGACCACUGAUCAGGACUUGCUGCUGAUGCAGGAAGGCAUGCCGAUGCGCAAGGUGAGAUCCAAAAGCUGGAAGAAGCUAAGAUACUUCAGACUUCAGAAUGACGGCAUGACAGUCUGGCAUGCACGGCAGGCCAGGGGCAGUGCCAAGCCCAGCUUCUCAAUCUCUGAUGUGGAGACAAUACGUAAUGGCCAUGAUUCCGAGUUGCUGCGUAGCCUGGCAGAGGAGCUCCCCCUGGAGCAGGGCUUCACCGUUGUCUUCCAUGGCCGCCGCUCUAACCUGGACCUGGUGGCCAACAGUGUUGAGGAGGCCCAGAUAUGGAUGCGAGGGCUCCAGCUGUUGGUGGAUCUUGUCACCAGCAUGGACCAUCAGGAGCGCCUGGACCAAUGGCUGAGUGACUGGUUUCAACGUGGAGACAAAAAUCAGGAUGGUAAGAUGAGUUUCCAAGAAGUUCAGCGGUUAUUGCACCUAAUGAAUGUGGAAAUGGACCAAGAAUAUGCCUUCAGUCUUUUUCAGGCAGCAGACACGUCCCAGUCUGGAACCCUGGAAGGAGAAGAAUUCGUACAGUUCUAUAAGGCAUUAACUAAACGUGCUGAGGUGCAGGAACUAUUUGAAAGUUUUUCAGCUGAUGGGCAGAAGCUGACUCUGCUGGAAUUUUUGGAUUUCCUCCGAGAGGAGCAGAAGGAGAGAGACUGCACCUCAGAGCUUGCUCUGGAACUCAUUGACCGCUAUGAACCUUCAGACAGUGGCAAACUGCGGCAUGUGCUGAGCAUGGAUGGCUUCCUCAGCUACCUCUGCUCUAAGGAUGGAGACAUCUUCAACCCAGCCUGCCUCCCCAUCUAUCAGGAUAUGACUCAACCCCUGAACCACUACUUCAUCUGCUCUUCUCAUAACACCUAUCUAGUGGGGGACCAGCUUUGUGGCCAGAGCAGCGUCGAGGGAUAUAUACGGGCCCUGAAGCGGGGGUGCCGCUGCGUGGAGGUGGAUGUAUGGGAUGGACCUAGUGGGGAACCUGUCGUUUACCACGGACACACCUUGACCUCCCGCAUCCUGUUCAAAGAUGUCGUGGCCACAGUAGCACAGUAUGCCUUCCAGGAGCUUCGGAGGAAGAUCCUGGUGAAGGGGAAGAAGUUAACACUUGAGGAAGACCUGGAAUAUGAGGAAGAGGAAGCAGAGCCUGAGUUGGAGGAGUCAGAAUUGGCGCUGGAGUCCCAGUUUGAGACUGAGCCUGAGCCCCAGGAGCAGAACCUUCAGAGUAAGGACAAAAAGAAGAAAUCCAAGCCCAUCUUGUGUCCAGCCCUCUCUUCCCUGGUUAUCUACUUGAAGUCUGUCUCAUUCCGCAGCUUCACACAUUCAAAGGAGCACUACCACUUCUACGAGAUAUCAUCUUUCUCUGAAACCAAGGCCAAGCGCCUCAUCAAGGAGGCUGGCAAUGAGUUUGUGCAGCACAAUACUUGGCAGUUAAGCCGUGUGUAUCCCAGCGGCCUGAGGACAGACUCUUCCAACUACAACCCCCAGGAACUCUGGAAUGCAGGCUGCCAGAUGGUGGCCAUGAAUAUGCAGACUGCAGGGCUUGAAAUGGACAUCUGUGAUGGGCAUUUCCGCCAGAAUGGCGGCUGUGGCUAUGUGCUGAAGCCAGACUUCCUGCGUGAUAUCCAGAGUUCCUUCCACCCUGAGAGGCCCAUCAGCCCUUUCAAAGCCCAGACUCUCUUAAUCCAGGUGAUCAGCGGUCAGCAACUCCCCAAAGUGGACAAGACCAAAGAGGGGUCCAUUGUGGAUCCACUGGUGAAGGUGCAGAUCUUUGGUGUCCGUCUAGACACAGCACGGCAGGAGACCAACUAUGUGGAGAACAAUGGUUUUAAUCCAUACUGGGGGCAGACACUAUGUUUCCGGGUGCUGGUGCCUGAACUUGCCAUGCUGCGUUUUGUGGUAAUGGAUUAUGACUGGAAAUCCCGAAAUGACUUUAUUGGUCAGUAUACCCUGCCUUGGACCUGCAUGCAACAAGGUGAGCCAGCCCCUUUGACCCCUGGCCAAUACCCCAGCUCUGGCUGCCUUCCUAAUGCUGUCCUCCUGCCCCUUCCAGGUUACCGCCACAUUCACCUGCUGUCCAAAGAUGGCAUCAGCCUCCGCCCAGCUUCCAUCUUUGUGUAUAUCUGCAUCCAGGAAGGCCUGGAGGGGGAUGAGUCCUGAGGUGGGCAUUUCACGGGAAGGGUUGGUGUGCUGGCUUUAGAUGGUGAGAAACAUCUGGAAGGAUGCUCUAGAGAACAAAUGGAGGUGGUGAAAACCAAGCUUUGGAUUGUGCAUUCCUAGGCACAAAAUUACCUCAUUCUUCCUAACAAGCAAAUCUGGGACCUGAUUUUCCACUUUUUUUCUCUUUUCUUCCCUUCCCUUGUUUUCAUAAGCCUUUGGUAUCUUUCCUGCCCUUUUCCUUUGUGUACUCUAUACCGGAGUUCCCUUCUUCCUCUUGCUGUAGGCUCAAUCCCAUACCGACAUCUACAACUAAUCUUUCCCAUCAACUCUGUGUGAAGGCAGGUUGCAACUAGAAAUUCAGAGGGGCUUGGAACAGAGAAACCUAAAGAAGCAUCAUCCCCUCCACCCCCAACUUCCUCAAAGCCCAAAGCCAAGGGAAGGAUAAAUCAAGGCUCAAGGCUUCCCCGGCAAAGAUUAGGGAAAGAGACUUGACCCCAGGACUGUACUAUGACUCUCAAGAGAACACUGCACAGCACUCAAAGUGCCCCACUGGACUGCUUCCUCCUUAGCCCCACUGGUAUAAAUACAUCUCUCUCCAAUUUGGCUUCAA
Messenger RNA from Nomascus leucogenys (northern white-cheeked gibbon), 4199 nucleotides. It is a transcript of the gene PLCD4, whose product is annotated as phospholipase C delta 4. NCBI's taxonomy places the organism in Eukaryota, Metazoa, Chordata, Mammalia, Primates, Hylobatidae. The record is from RefSeq and is a predicted model, not a curated record. Gene Ontology annotation, molecular function: phosphatidylinositol-4,5-bisphosphate phospholipase C activity; calcium ion binding. Bases 1376 to 3589 code for a protein of 737 amino acids. Gene Ontology annotation, biological process: intracellular signal transduction; lipid metabolic process. The transcript is spliced from 14 exons.